AUCUAUCACGACCAUCACCUCGUGUAAUUGUCGACAGACAGAUUGCUGUGGAAGUCUGUUCAAAGGUGCUUGCCUCCUUGCCGAAGCGAGUCUCCGCGCAUCGCCUGCUCAAGGCUACGUUGUUCUACGACCGGUGUUUCACGACCAGCUCCAAUCUACAGGCUUCUACUCGCCGUCUACGGCCGGCGAAAGACCCUGGGUGCUGGGACGUUCAGUGACACUGGAGAUCGUUAGAGCGACGUGGCUGGGCUGGGCGUGCGGGAACACGACGACACGGCCGACCUGUCUUUUGGCGACUGGAGUCAAGGCUGCUCCCAUUUUCGAACAGAAGCCUGGGAGGGUGGGAUUUGAGGACAACGUCUUGAUCGUAGACUUUCUUGUGACCUUGAUCGCUGCUGACCACUCAUAGACUCGUGUCCAUGUCUGACGCCGGUUCCCUGCCUGGAACGCCAACGCGUCCAUCGACCGGCUCAAGCACGAACCCGAAUACCCCAAGAUGUGCCACCCCCGGUGAGCCUGAGACUGUGGCUGAGCUUGCCCCUGAAGAAGCCAAGCAGUCCCCGAGCUCCUCCACGUCCUCUGGCGACCGCGGGUAUGACCUUGAACCUUCGUGGCCCAAGGCAGUUGACCAGACCAAACUCCCUGCCGUAGCAAGAUGGGAUGGUC
Cryphonectria parasitica EP155 is the source of this 666-nucleotide messenger RNA. RefSeq lists its product as uncharacterized. The annotation marks the transcript as partial. Lineage: Eukaryota; Fungi; Ascomycota; Sordariomycetes; Diaporthales; Cryphonectriaceae. The transcript has a single exon. The record is from RefSeq and is a predicted model, not a curated record.